AAGUGUGUUUCACCACAUCUUUUAAAUGUAAUUGCACUGCUCAUAUCUGCUCUGUCUCAGUAUCGCUUCUUGUUCUACUGACAAUUGUUUAUUUUCAUGUGAAUUUUAAUAAACUAAACUUUAGUUACGUGGUCAAACUUGUUCAUGUUUCUGAUGAACUGAAAACGGUUGGUGUAUUUUCUUGAUACAAUCAUGUGAUUGUUUUGUUCACUCUCGAACAUUAGUCACUGUUUCAACACUUCCUCUCUCUGGCUUCAGGAACUCACACAGUCAUGUUUAGAGUCGGCUCCUCCUCUCGUCUGAUCCAACUUUGGGAACUCCAAAGCUGCACUGUCAUGUUUAGCACUCAGCCCUCCUCCCUCUGGGAUCCAGGGCAUUACUGGGAUUCCCUUACUCAUGUUAAGCCCCGUAGUCCCUCCCUCAGAACUCUUCCAAGUUGUUCUCAAAGCUGCAGCAUCAUGUUAACUCACAGUCCCUCCCACUGUUUUUGCUGAAGUUGCCGUAUCAUGUUAAGCUGAGGUUUUGUGACGCUGAGUUCCUGUUUCCAUUCAGCUGCUUGGAGGGAGGAGACAGAAGACGAUCAUAUAAAAGGGAGAGAACACAGAGCGCAAGCUGUAGUGCACAUCCAGAGGGAAAACAGUGAAUCACUGUGGACAUAGAACAAACUACCAGACCAACAGAACUUCAUCCUAACUGGGCCACAAUGGAGACAGAGAAGAAGACUCAGACCACAGCAGAGCUGAUGACUGACAGGGAUCUGUCAGAACAAAUCAAAAAGGUGACAAAGGAGAGUCACGUCAGGGCAGAAAACACAGAAAUUAUGCUGAGCUUCCAGAAGGGACAAGUCACCCUGCCGCAGUAUAAGCUCCUCCUGUCCUCGCUGUAUGAAAUCUACAAUGCCUUGGAGGAACAGAUGGACAGGAACUCCAGCCACCCUGCCGUCGCUCCCAUUUACUUCCCGGCUGAACUGGCCAGACUGGAGGCCAUCGAGAAAGACCUGGAAUACUUCUAUGGCCAGGACUGGAGAGAGAAGAUCGUUGUCCCGGCUGCCACUAAGAGAUACUCCCACAGACUCAGACAGAUCGGUAAAGAAAACCCUGAAUUCCUGGUUGCCCAUGCCUACACUCGUUACCUAGGUGACCUGUCUGGAGGCCAGGUCCUGGGUCGAAUCGCCCAGAAGUCCAUGGGGCUGAGGGGCAGCGAGGGUCUGUCGUUCUUUGCCUUCCCUGGUGUGUCCAGCCCCAACCGGUUCAAGCAGCUGUAUCGCAGCCGGAUGAACAGCGUGGAGCUCACGGAGGAGCAGAGGAACGGCGUGCUGGAGGAGGCUGUCAGGGCGUUCGAGUUAAACAUUCAGGUCUUUGAUGAUUUGCAGAAGAUGCUGCUGAGUGUCCCUGAAAACAAGCUGCAGACGUCUUCCACACACUCCACACCAGUGAAGGUACUCCAGAUCCCCGGAGCCAUCCUCCAAUCAUCUCCGCUGCUCAGGACGCUGCUGGGACUUUUUGUGGCUCUGGCCACAGUCAGUAUAGGAAUCUACGCUUUUUAAAAACAAUACACAACAAUAAAUACUAUGCGUUUGUCUGUUGCUGUUACUGUACAUUGUUCAGAAAUCUCCUGUAAAUGCCUGUAAAUGACUAAGUACUGUAAAAUACUUUUUUUAAAUUUAGAAGCUUAGGUUUACAUUAAGAUUGAUUUUCAGUCUCACACCGUUAUCCAGUGUGCAAUAAAGUGUGCUUUUAAUACUGUAAAUACCUUUUUAAUAAAAAUAUUUUGUUGAAAGAAA
Molecule: messenger RNA, 1783 nt
Organism: Anoplopoma fimbria (sablefish)
Lineage: Eukaryota; Metazoa; Chordata; Actinopteri; Perciformes; Anoplopomatidae
Product: heme oxygenase-like
Exons: 6
Coding region: 704-1546 (280 amino acids)
Biological process (GO): heme oxidation; heme catabolic process; response to oxidative stress
Molecular function (GO): heme oxygenase (decyclizing) activity; heme binding
Source: RefSeq, a predicted model, not a curated record